This is a messenger RNA of Rangifer tarandus platyrhynchus (Svalbard reindeer), 396 nucleotides long. Lineage: Eukaryota; Metazoa; Chordata; Mammalia; Artiodactyla; Cervidae. The record is from the annotation of a GenBank genome assembly.
AUGCCUAGCAGCCACGCCUCCAAGAAUGUCCUGUGUCACAGCGAGGCACCUGCGCGUCCCAUAGCAUGUGAGAACAAGCAGAGCAAUGCAAAAUCAUUCAGAAGGCGCCAGCUGCAGGCCUUUGAGAAGGUUGUUCAGGUCGGCCACAGCCUCUCUGGGAAGGGCUCUGUCUCCGUUGAGCUGGAACUGCCUGCACUUGCCCUUCUAGGGACAAUAGGGUCUGCCUGGACCCACGUUUCUCAGCAGGACCUUCAGCAGCAGCCUGGCCCGGGAGCUCUUCUUUCGCUUUUGCUUCUUGAGACUGGGUCGUCUAAACCAAAAGCAGUGAGAGCCUGGCCGCCACCCGGCCCCCACCAUUCAGUACAGGACCUGCUGCUAUGCUGGCCCCCUGAGUAG